Messenger RNA from Gossypium arboreum, 5458 nucleotides. Its product is annotated as brefeldin A-inhibited guanine nucleotide-exchange protein 1-like. Gene Ontology annotation, biological process: regulation of ARF protein signal transduction. Gene Ontology annotation, cellular component: trans-Golgi network. Gene Ontology annotation, molecular function: guanyl-nucleotide exchange factor activity. NCBI's taxonomy places the organism in Eukaryota, Viridiplantae, Streptophyta, Magnoliopsida, Malvales, Malvaceae. The coding region runs from base 220 to 5370 and encodes 1716 amino acids. The record is from RefSeq and is a predicted model, not a curated record. The transcript has 11 exons.
AAAGCUCGAUCAAGCACACAUUUAUCGGCUCUGCUCCCCUCAGGCAAAUCAAAUUCCAACCCCCAUCAAGAAGAAUUGGUCAGUGUCCAAAAAAGAAAAAAAAAAAAAAGGCUUAUUAUCUCACGCAUUUUCAAUUUCCGAUGAAUUUGCAAUGCAAUUAACACUCGGAUUUGAUCCCAGAGAUCUGAAUAAUCAAAUUGUAAUAAUAAUAACACGGUGAUGUUAGCUUCCCACACGCUCGGAGGACCGUCGCGGUGCGGCCGUGUGCUAGGCCCACCGCUCGACAAGAUCAUAAAAAAUGCCGCAUGGCGAAAACACACGCACCUCGUUUCCUCAUGCAAAUCCGCUCUCGACAAGCUCGAGACCCUCUCCGACACCGGCUUGUCCGAUCCGAUUUCACCGCUGCUCGGCAUUUCAUCUUCCGAUGCCAACUUCGUCCUUAACCCGAUCCUUCUCGCCUUGGAAACCAAUUACGUCAAAGUUGCCGAGCCCGCCCUCGAAUGCACCUUCAAAUUAUUCUCCCUCGGCGUCGCUCGUGGCGAGAUCCAUGGCAACGUUUCCAAUCCGAUCCUCUACAAAAUCGUCGAAGCCGUUUGCAAAGUCGGCGGCAUCGGCGAGGAAUCGCUCGAGCUUGCCGUGCUGCGAGUUUUGCUCUCCGCCAUCCGAUGUCCUUGCGUUUUGAUCCGUGGUGAUUGCUUGCUCAACGUCGUUAGAACUUGUUAUAACGUAUAUUUACGCGGUUUGAAUGGAACCAAUCAGAUCUGUGCUAAGUCCGUUUUGGCGCAGAUUAUGCUAAUUGUAUUCACCCGAGCCGAAGAAGAUUCCAUUGAUGUUUCUAUCAAAACAGUGUCGGUUAGUGAGCUUUUAGAGUUUAGUGAUAAGAAUUUAAAUGAAGGAAGUUCAAUUUAUCAUUGUCAGAAUUUUGUUAGCGAGGUUAUGAGUGCCAGUGAAGGGGUUCCAGAUUUGAAGCUAUCGCAGCCGAAUAAGGAUCAGGAGCUGCAAAAUGUUGAUUUGAAGACGUCGAAAUGGGAGGAGGAGGAAAUUGGGGAGUUAGAGGCGAAGGAAGGGGGGGCGGAAUCGGGUUCCGGUGGGGUUAGUAAAAUUAGGGAGGACGGCUUUCUUGUUUUUAAGAAUUUGUGUAAGUUGUCAAUGAAGUUUUCAUCACAGGAGAAUGAUGAUCAGAUCCUUUUGAGAGGGAAAACGCUGUCUUUGGAGCUCCUCAAGGCUGUUAUGGAUAAUGGGGGUUCCAUUUGGCGCUCGAAUGUUAGGUUUCUUAACGUAAUUAAGCAGUAUCUCUGCUUAUCAUUGUUAAAAAACAGUGCAUUGUCAGUGAUGUCAAUUUUCCAGCUCCAAAGUUGUAUUUUUAUGAGCCUGCUAACGAAAUAUAGAACAGGGUUGAAAGAUGAAAUUGGAAUAUUCUUUCCCAUGCUUAUCCUCCGAGUUCUAGAGAAUGUUUUACAGCCAAGUUUUGUACAGAAAAUGACAGUCCUUAAUCUGUUGGAAAAGAUUGCUGCGGAUUCACAGAUUAUCAUUGAUAUAUUCGUGAAUUAUGACUGCGAUGUGGAUUCACCAAACAUAUUUGAAAGGAUUGUCAACGGCCUUCUCAGAACAGCUCUAGGACCGCCACCUGCUUCAGCAACUACUUUGUCUGCAGUCCAGGAUAUAACUUUCCGGCAUGAAUCAGUAAAUUGCUUGGUUAGCAUCAUUAAGUCAAUGGGAGCUUGGAUGGACCAAAAGCUGACAAUAGGUGAUUCUGACUUGCGUAAGAGCUUCAAGAGUGACACUGCAGCAGAGGGCCAUUCAACUUUGACUGCAGAAGAUGGAACAGUCUCUGAUUGUGAGUUGCAACCAGAAAUGAAUUCUGAAUUGUCAAAUGCUGCUACACUUGAGCAACGGCGGGCUUACAAGAUUGAACUUCAGAAAGGUGUUUCGUUGUUUAAUAGGAAGCCAUCCAAAGGCAUUGAGUUUCUUAUAAAUACCAAAAAGGUUGGCAACUCUCCAGAGGAAGUGGCUGCUUUUCUGAAGAGUAACACUACUGGGUUGAAUGAAGCCAUGAUUGGUGAUUAUUUGGGUGAAAGGGAGGAUUUUGCUUUGAAAGUCAUGCACGCUUAUGUGGAUUCCUUUGAUUUCAAAUCUAUGGAUUUUGGUGAAGCGAUAAGGUUCUUCCUACAAGGCUUCAGGUUACCAGGAGAAGCACAGAAAAUUGACCGCAUCAUGGAAAAGUUUGCUGAGCGCUAUUGUAAAUGUAAUCCUAACUCAUUUACCAGUGCAGAUACUGCCUAUGUACUGGCAUACUCUGUCAUAAUGCUCAACACUGAUGCCCAUAAUAGCAUGGUCAAAGAUAAGAUGAACAAGUCUGAUUUCAUUCGAAACAACCGAGGAAUAGAUGAUGGCAAAGAUUUACCCGAGGAGUAUCUUGGUGCUCUUUAUGAUCAAAUUGUGAAUAAUGAAAUCAAGAUGAAUGCAGAUUCUUCUGCUCCUCAAAGCAUGCAGGCGAACAGCUUAAAUAAGCUAUUGGGUUUGGAUGGUAUACUCAAUUUGGUGACUUGGAAGCAAACAGAAGAAAAGGCAUUGGGUGCAAAUGGUCUUCUUAUAAGACAAAUCCAAGAGCAGUUUAAGGCAAAGUCGGGAAAAUUAGAGUCUGUUUAUCAUUCUGUUUCAGAUGUAGCAAUCUUGAGGUUUAUGGUGGAGGUUUGCUGGGGACCUAUGCUGGCUGCAUACAGUGUCACUCUUGACCAGAGUGAUGAUAGAAUUGCUACCACUCAAUGCUUACAGGGCUUUCGACAUGCUGUGCAUGUAACUGCCGUAAUGGGAAUGCAGACGCAGAGAGAUGCUUUUGUCACAUCAACGGCAAAGUUCACUUUUCUCCAUUGUGCUGCAGACAUGAAACAAAAGAAUGUUGAUGCUGUAAAAGCAAUAAUAUCUAUUGCCAUUGAAGAUGGUAACCAUCUUCAAGACUCCUGGGAGCAUAUAUUGACAUGCCUGUCCAGAAUUGAGCAUUUGCAACUGUUGGGAGAAGGUUCAUCAACCGACACAUCCAUUUUAUCCGUGCCUAAUACUGAAAUAGAUGAAAAGGUGCCAAAACCUUCUGGUAUUCAAUCCCUGAAGAAAAAGGGAUCACUCCAGAAUCCAGCUGUAAUGGCAGUUGUGCGAGGAGGGUCAUAUGACAGUGCCGCUGUUGGAGCAAAUAGUUCAGGACUGGUAACCCCAGAGCAGAUUAAUCAAUUCAUUGCAAACUUGAAUUUAUUGGAACAGAUAGGAAGUUCCGAGUUGAACCAUGUUUUUGUACAUAGCCAAAGAUUAAACAGUGAAGCAAUAGUGGCUUUUGUGAAGGCCCUUUGCAAGGUUUCUAUAGCGGAGUUGCAGUCUCCAACAGACCCUCGAGUUUUUAGCCUCACAAAACUCGUUGAAAUUGCGCACUACAAUAUGAACCGCAUCAGAUUAGUUUGGUUUCGCAUAUGGAAUGUUCUCUCUGAUUUCUUUGUUUCUGUUGGACUGUCCGAGAAUUUAUCCGUGGCAAUCUUUGUGAUGGAUUCGUUGAGGCAGCUUGCUAUGAAAUUCUUAGAACGUGAGGAGCUGGCAAACUACAAUUUCCAGAAUGAAUUUUUGAGACCAUUUGUGAUUGUAAUGCAAAAAAGCAACUCCAUAGAAAUAAGGGAAUUAAUAGUUCGAUACGUUUCUCAGAUGGUCCUCAGCCGCGUCAGUAAUGUGAAAUCUGGAUGGAAAAGUGUCUUUAUGGUGUUUACAGCUGCUGCUGUGGAUGAGCGGAAGAAUAUUGUCCUGCUAGCUUUUGGGACCAUGGAAAAAAUAGUUAGAGAGUACUUUCCUCAUAUCAGUGAGACAGACGCUUCUACUUUUAGUGAUUGUGUACGAUGCCUCAUCAAGUUCACAAAUAGCAAGUUUGACAGUGAUAUUAGCCUUAAUGCUAUUGGAUUUCUCCGGUUUUGUGCUAUCAAACUUGCUGAGGGAGGUCUUGUUUGCGCUGAUAAGAGCCCAGAUGAUGGUUCAUCUGUUUCAGCUGUAACUAAGAAUGAUAGAGAUCUACAAAGUUUCGCUGAUAGUGAUGAUCAUGCAUCCUAUUGGGUUCCCUUGCUAGCAGGUUUAUCAGAACUAACAUCCGACUCGAAGUUAGCCAUCCGAAAGAGUUCGACGGAAGUGCUUUUCAACGUCCUGAAUGAUCAUGGUCAUCUUUUCUCACGAGCAUUCUGGAUUGGUGUUUUUAGCUCUGUUGUUCUCCCCUUAUUUAAUGGUGCAUCUCCUGUAAAACAGGAUUCACCAACAUCGAAAUCUACUCGUCCUGAUGGAAGCACUUGGGAUCCUGAAAUUUCUGCCGCCGCAGUGCAGUCUCUUGUAGAUCUUGUUAUAAGGUUUUUCAAUGUAUUGAGACCUCAACUACCAAAUGUCGUAUCCAUACUGGCAGGAUACUUAAAAAGUACAAAACAGGGUCCUGCAAGCACUGGAGUUUCGGCAACAUAUCGUUUGACAGGAGAGUUAGGAAGCAGAUUUUCAAAAGACGAAUGGCAAGAAAUCCUUCUAGCUAUAAAAGAAGCUGCCACUUCAACAUUGCCUGGGUUUAUGAAGAUUUUGAGAAGCAUGGAUGACAUCAAGGUGCCUGAGAAUUCUCGAUCCUCUACUAAUACUGAAACAAGCUCUGAUCAUGGACUGACCAAGGAUGACCUUGAGGAAGAUAAUCUGCAAACUUCAGCUUAUGUGGUUUCGAAAAUGAAGAGUUUUAUCGCGGUCCAGCUACUGAUUAUGCAGGUUAUAACUGAUAUAUACAAAGCGAACCUACAAUUCUUGGUAGCUUCCAACAUAAAUAUCAUUGUCGAGAUAUUUUCUUCCACUACAUCACAUGCUCAGCAACUGAACUCCGAGACUGUCCUGCAAAAGAAAAUAAAGAAAGUAUGCUCGAUCUUGGAGACCUCCGAACCGCCCAUGGUUCACUUCGAGAACGAGGCUUAUCAAAAUUACCUCAACUUCCUCCAAGAUUUAAUCAAAAACAAUUCAUCCGCCCCAAAGGAGAUGAACCUAAGAUCACUAGUGGCAGUGUGUGAAAAAAUAUUGCUGAUAUACCUUAGCUGCACCGAUUACAACUACGCACGGCAGCAGAAACCGGUUGAGAUACCGGUGACUCAUUGGAUUCUCCCAUUGGGAAUAGCCAAAAAGGAAAAAAUGGCAGCUAGGACUCCUCUACUUGUGUCUGCAUUGAAGGCAUUGAGUUGCUUGGAGAAGGAUUCCUGCAGAAAGUACGUUGCAGAUAUCUUUCAUCUGUUGGUCGAUCUGGUUCGAAGCGAUCAUAGCUCGAAUGAAGUUCAACAUGCUCUAAGCAACAUAUUCCGGGCAUGUAUAGGUCCCAUAAUAAUGCCAUAACUUCAUUAUGUUACAUAAUAUUACAUACUUAUUUUAAGCCAUCAUCACAAUUUUGAUCAUUAUAUAUAGAUUUUGGCUUUGAUGAGAA